AUGGAUAGCUAUCCUCCUGAAUUUAUUCUACAGCAUGUACCUUUGAUGGUAGUGUUUGGUUUAGGUACAGCGAAAGAUCUCGUUGAACAAACCACUGUAUCUUCGCCUGCCUCUUCCAAGUCAACGCAUUCACGGCAAAGUUCUUUAAGUACCAGCUCGACUUUUGCUUUAACAAGACAGCAAAUAGCAAAGAAUUUGCUUACUCAACUAACAGCAAGAAGUCAGGCUGGAGUUUGGGAGUUUGGGAAGAGCACUGGUACCAUGUUUCACGUAGUAGCAGUAGACAAGAAUUAUCAAUUUCCUCCUCGGAAACCUAUGAUGCGAUCCCCACAACCUUCGCAUCAUUCAACCAUGACUAUUCCGCAUUCACCUCUUUCACCUCUUACACCGGGUUCGCCUGUCUUUCCUGAUGGUUUAAUUCCUCCACCAUGGGUUCACAAACAUCGUGAAAUGUUACCAAGUGUCGUUGUAGGAUUUUAUGAUUUGUGGCAUCGAUCUAUGGGUGGGACAUUAAAAGAAAAAGAUGAAUCUUUAACAUCCUCAGAACUAUUGGGGUCGAUAGAACCCAUCGAAAAAGAGAAAGAUGGAAAUUUGGCCUUGGAGAUCAAUGAAAAGAGGAAAUCUCUCCAUGAAAGAGGCAUUAGAUUUGCUGCUGUAAUAUUACUCAAGGCGCAGCACUCAGAGGAUCCAUUAACCGAAGAAAGAUUAUUGUAUAUCCGAAAGGCAAGUGGUCUAGACGCAAGAAAUUGCUUUUUUUCUCUUCCACCGGAUAGAGAUAUUGCAGAUUUCGUGACAACCUUGCAAAAAGGGCUCUACGAACAUAGUUUGAAUUAUUAUCGUGAGCACGGUAAACGUGUUAAAAGAAAACGAACUAGAUUACCUUCUCCUGCUACUGCUGGUUACAUUCGUCCGUCCUCUGAUUACCAUUCAUCAGCACCUGCUCCUUUAAGUAUUCAAGGAUGGAUGUUUCGUUACGAUUACAAAAUGGCCACCUUUGCCGAAUUUCGGCAAGAAAUAGAUGCGUCCAUACAUUAUUAUGAGUCAGCUUACACCCUUCUUGUAGACUUUCUUGCACCACAGUCAGCAAUCACGCCCGGAGCUCCUGGUUUACCAGCACGUAGUAAACGAUGGGUUGAAGCCAGGGUUUUGGCUGAUUGCAUAAAUUUAAAGAUUUGCAAGUUGAACCUAUACAUUGAUGCUCCCUCCGCUGCGUUGGCUCAGUUAAACAAACACAUUGCAACUUUUAAGCGAUUGUGCAAUACUUUGGAAAUUGGUGACGAUACGUUUGAAUAUUGGUCGUGGUUAUCAAAGCAGUAUCGAGUUUUUGGCGAUGUGUUGGAAAUAGCUACCAGAUCUGGCUUUAUAAUACCCGAUCCAACUACAAUAUUUCAUACUACGUCAUCAGCGGACUAUCGAUUUGGUGGUACAUCAAAUAGUCCUAUGGCAGGUGCUGGUGUUAAUCCGACAAUGGUUCUUCAGCACCCCGGGUUUUAUUAUCAUUUGGCUGCGCAGUGUAAUUCUGUGAGGAGAAAAAAAUUUUUGGCUGUUGAAAAGAUUAUACAAGCAAGCGGUGAUGCUUUGAAGUUUCCAUCAUCCGUCAUUGAAGCAGAAAGAAAUAUUGAUCAUUCAACACUGACAAUAGAAUUACUUACAAAAAGUUACGAGCAAUUCAAAAAACAGAAGGCAGGGCGUAUGACACUCUACUUGGCUUCUGAAAUCGCUGGAACCUAUUUUGAAGCAGGAAAAUACGAUAUGGCAUUAAAAUUUUUUGAGCGCAUAGCAAAAACGUACCGCAAAGAAGAUUGGCACACAAUUCUUGAAUCAAUUUUGAAUUGGUCUUUGAAAUGUGCAAAGGAAUCUGGCACAUUGGACAAUGUUGUUGAAUAUUUAAUUGAACUUUUGUCUGACAAAUUUCAUAUGAGCGAACAAAAAAGGAUAGAAAUUCAAACCAGAUUGAUGAGCGUAAUAUUUAAGCCCUCAACAUUUGUUGCAACUCCUACGCCAUUCCAAAUUACUUUCAUAACACCAUUAGAUACACCACCAUUACCUUUACACUUUACAUAUUUACGACUAUCUUUUAACGACGCAAAUUUUAACCAUUACUUUACCCAUAACUCUAACGAUGAAUCCAAUGAUACAAAAUUACAAUGGGUAAAUUGUAAGGAAUGUCUACGAGAAGAAGUGAACGGUGAAGGCUAUGUAUGUGUCAAGAAUGUCGAUUUGACUUUUCGUAAAGGUUCAACAAAAGUUUUUGAAGGCCUUCUUGUUCCAAAAGAGAGUGGUGAUCUCCAACUUCAAAUUGUGACAUUGGGGUUGUUAUCAGAAAAUUGGAAAAUCGAGCUCCGGUUUGAUAUAAAUGCGUCACGAGAAGAACCCAUAAAGCGCAAAUGGUUGCAAUUUGGAGAAAACUCUGAUGGUGAACAAGCCGAAAAACCAUUUUUCAUGAAUAUCGAAGGAUCUGGUGACCGUGCUACGAUAAAGGUGACACAAAAACAAGCCAAGCUCGAUAUAAAGGUUGUUCACUCGGCACCUGCUUUAUUGGAUGAACACUAUCCAAUACAGCUCAGCAUAUUAAAUUUAGAACCGGAAGAUAUCAAAGCAGUAUUGAAUGCUGAACUCAUUUCAGAUUCUCAAGAAUCUGAAGAUGUUGUUUUUGAUUCUAACUUGAAUGUGACAAAUCAUCUGAAAGAUAUUGAUCUUGGUGUGAUUUCUUCAAACGGAUCUUGUGUCAAAACUAUAUACAUUAUUGGAAAAAAAUUCACAAAUAUGCGCACUCUUCGACUUACCGUAUUGUAUUCAACUUCGUCUUUAAUACCUUUAACGCCAACACCAAUCCAAAAUUGGAUUGAAAAGAGUGAAGAAUUUCGAAUACCGUUUAUAGCGCCUUUUUCUGUCGUUUUUAACAUUUCUCCUCAAGGGGAAGAAUUUGGUAAUGUACGAGAAACUUCUUCGUUAGAUCGAAUUGAACGACACUUUUUGGUUGCCAAAAUCACCAGCGUUGGACCAUGGGAUAUUUGUGUGUCUGGAAUUGAUUUAAUUUUGCUGGAUCAGGCAAACGCUCAAACAAAGAUUGAGAUUAUUUCAUCUUCAGUUGAAUUAGAUAGUGAAUCUUUAGAACAAGGAUAUAUAUUUAAUGUCGAUUACUUGUUGGAGUUGACAAUUUUGAAUGAUGCAUCUUCAAACAAAAGUGUGGACAUAGGAUUACUUGAUAUUCAAUGGAAAAGGAAUAAACCUUUUGGAGACAUUUAUGUUCCAUUUACAGAAACAACAAUGAUGGUGCCACAGCUUCAAAGACAUGAAUCAGAGCUAUCUGUUAUUUUGGAUAUACCAUCAAACCCUAUUGUUGGUCAAAUUUUUACACUUACGUUUAAGAUCAUUAAUUGGACAACUGCGCCGGUUCGAGUUCACGUAACAGUUGAAGUCAACGAUGCUUUCGUAUUUUCAGGAUACAAACAAACAUAUUUUAUUGUAUCACCGUUAUCCCCAUAUUAUUUCAAAGCUAAUUGCUUUCCCUUAGCACCUGGAAAAGUUAAAUUACCAAGAGUAAAAAUGUUAAAAUCUGGAGAUAAUGAUGCGGCAGAGCAAGAAAUUUCUAUUACCGCACCUGGAUUUAAGGAACCUGUUGAAGAUGAAUGGUAUAUGGUGUUUAUUAAACCUAAAAAAGAAAUAAAUAAGUAA
Racocetra persica is the source of this 3678-nucleotide messenger RNA. The record is from the annotation of a GenBank genome assembly. NCBI's taxonomy places the organism in Eukaryota, Fungi, Glomeromycota, Glomeromycetes, Diversisporales, Gigasporaceae.